AUGGGUAUAUAAAGAUAGCAUUUGUUUGCGAACUGAUUACACUUCAUGAUCUAGACUGUUAAAGAUGGCUUCCACUGCACCUACUGAGAUCCGGAAACUCGUUGCUACGCGAGCAAGUACCAAUUUCCGCGAGGUUGUUCAAGUCGUGACUGUGCCAACACCUGAACCAGGGGAUGGGGAAUUGCUCGUCAAAAACAUGUUUCUAGGGAUCAAUGCUUCCGAUAUUAACAAUACGGCUGGAAGAUAUUUUUCGAAUGCGGAAUACCCCAUUGACACGGGAUUUGAGGCAUUGGCUGAAGUGGUGUCGGCUGGUCCAAAUGCUGUGUAUAAGCCUGGGCAGGCACUCAUUUAUCUUCAGUCUGGGGCAUUCUGCGACUACAAGAUAGUAAAGGCUGCUACCGUCGUUCCUCUGCCUGCGCCAAAACCCGAGUUUUUGCCCUUCAUUCUCAGUGGAAAUACCGCUGCCAUAUCUUUAGACAAGGUUGGUGAGAUUAAAUCCGGUGAGACGGUCCUGGUGACAGCUGCCGCGGGCGGCACGGGACAGAUUGCAGUCCAGUGGGCGAAACUGGCUGGGUGUCACGUGAUUGGAACGUGCUCAUCCGACGAGAAAGUACAAUUCCUUAAGGAAUUGGGAUGUGACAGACCUGUUAAUUACACCAGAGAAAACCUGAAAGAUGUCUUGACAAAAGAAUACCCAAAUGGUAUCGACGUUAUAUAUGAGACAGUGGGCGGGGACAUGUUUGACACCUGUGUUGAAAGCCUUGCGGUACAUGGCAGGUUGAUUGUUAUCGGGGUCAUUGAAAGCUACGAAUCGAAGAAGGACUAUGUGCUUCCUAAGGCUCUCGCGAAUCUGCCGUCAACGCUUCUAGUAAAGUCAGCCAGCGUGCGAGGUUUUUUCCUGAAGCAGUUUGGAAGUGACAUUGGUCCAUACAUGAAGAAACAGGUUCAGUACUUUAGUGAAGGAAAGCUGAAGAGUUUUGUUGACAAAGGGGAGGGAACUGCGUCAGGACCUUUUAUUGGUCUGGAAAAGGUUGCGGAUGCAGUGGAGUACUUGUACACGAAGAAAAGUAAAGGAAAGAUUAUCGUGCAGAUGUAGGUGGCUGUUUAAAUCGUAUCUGACAGCUAGCUCACGAAGAAGAUGAAAACCCAACAUUUAUAUUGGUGCAGAUUGUGCUUAAAUUAUUGAGUAUACAUUUAUGUAGUCUAUGUUUGUGAAAAAGUACACCCGGACCCGUAUUCACCAAUCCAGCGUUUUACUAAAAAAAAAAUACCCAAGACAUACAACUCCAGAUCUUGCAUAGAUGCAGACUAUCAAUAAUAUUUCUUCUAUACCAUUAUGAA
Molecule: messenger RNA, 1341 nt
Organism: Dreissena polymorpha
Lineage: Eukaryota; Metazoa; Mollusca; Bivalvia; Myida; Dreissenidae
Product: prostaglandin reductase-3-like
Exons: 11
Coding region: 65-1096 (343 amino acids)
Cellular component (GO): mitochondrion
Molecular function (GO): zinc ion binding; oxidoreductase activity
Source: RefSeq, a predicted model, not a curated record